GACGCUGGUCUGUUGACAAAUAUCGGGGGAGGGACCACUGCGGCUCUGGCUGUGGGCGCGAGUGAAGGCGGUCUCGUCGUCCAAGACUGUCGGCAGCAAUGAAGAGCCAACAGAAAAGCCCUGAACCAGAUGGGGGUGUAACCGUCAACGAGGAAGGGUCCGUAGCCACAGCAGAGGACCCGGCAGCUAUUGCCACCAUUCAGUCUGCCGCCACCUUCACCGACCAACCCAUCAAAUAUCUCUUCAAGACAGAAGGAGCAGGCGGACAGGUGACUUACAGAGUGAUCCAGGUGUCCGAUGGCCAGUUGGAGGGUCAAACAGACGGAGCUGCAGCCGUCAGCCUGGUCACUGGUUUCCCAGCAUCCACUCAGGCUGUCACACAGGCUGUGUUCUCCCAGCCCGAGGGACUGGAGGGAGACGGCAGCUCGGAGACGCAGUACACAUACUACCCUGCCACCAUCGCAGACGCCACCACGGGAACCAUGGUAACCACAGUGCAGGCCUCCGACACUCUGCUGGGUCAGACCACACCCACAGGGCAGCUUUACGUGAUGAUGUCACCCCAGGAAGUUCUGACGGGUUCCAAUCAAAGGACGCUCGCACCGCGCACUCAGCCAUACAUAGCAAAGCAAGAAGCUCCCCGGGGUUCCAGAGAUGAUAAGCGGCGAGCUCAGCACAACGAAGUUGAGCGCCGGCGCAGGGACAAGAUUAACAACUGGAUAGUGCAGCUGUCAAAGGCCAUCCCAGACUGUAACAUUGACUACACCAAGACAGGACAGAGUAAAGGAGGAAUCUUGUCCAAAGCCUGUGAUUACAUCAAGGAGCUCCGACAGAGUAACCUGAAGCUGGGGGAGGAUAUCAGCACCCUGGACCGCCUCAGGAUGGACAACCAGCUACUCAGACAGGAGGUGGAGGACUGGAAAUCCAAGAAUCAGAUCCUGAGGAACCUCCUACGACAGCACGGCAUUGUGGGAUCAUCCAGCACAGACCCCCAGUGAGAACCCUGAUGCCCCGGGGUAUUUGAAGACAACCGCGUAUGGGCCAAAAGAGUACUUGAAAUGCUUUGAGAUACUUUAUUUGUGAUCGAGAGUGCAUGAAAACAAUUGAAUAUGGUCAUUGGUAUUCCAAUCCAGCAUCUUUGCAUAAUGAAAUCUUUGAAUAUUAUCGUCAAAGCUUUUUACAACAUUGAAAUGUAAAGAAUGUCAUUGAAAGUCAUCAGUCAAACAAAGCCCUUGUAGAAUGCCUUCCUCCACAAACAUUAUGAUUGUUCAUUAACCUCCAGUACAGUAAGCUCCAAAACAUGACCAGCUACUCAUGUCACUUUUUUUUAACCUCUGCAGUACCGUGCUUCUCUGCAUCAAAUGCACUCAUGUUAAUGUCUCAUUGUAUCCAUGCUUUGACUUGUUUUGAUCUAAUCAAUAUCACUAAGACCAGAUGAUACCAACUUCAUAGUUCAGCUCUUUGCUUUGUAUUUUUGUACGUUUCAUAAAACCUUACUGGGGACAAUAAUUUAAUUGCUACCAUUUAACCUAAUAAAGUAACAGAGGUUGGUUAGCUUUUCAUUGUAGGUAGGCUAUGUAUGUCUUUAUAAUAAAAGGAAAAAGCAAAUAAUAUACUGUACGUACAUAAGCCACUGUUUAUUAAAGGCGGUAAAUUGGUUAUAAUAUGA
Molecule: messenger RNA, 1669 nt
Organism: Trematomus bernacchii (emerald rockcod)
Lineage: Eukaryota; Metazoa; Chordata; Actinopteri; Perciformes; Nototheniidae
Product: upstream stimulatory factor 1-like
Exons: 11
Coding region: 99-998 (299 amino acids)
Biological process (GO): regulation of transcription by RNA polymerase II
Molecular function (GO): DNA-binding transcription factor activity, RNA polymerase II-specific; protein dimerization activity; RNA polymerase II cis-regulatory region sequence-specific DNA binding
Source: RefSeq, a predicted model, not a curated record